Messenger RNA from Coturnix japonica (Japanese quail), 3417 nucleotides. The record is from RefSeq and is a predicted model, not a curated record. NCBI's taxonomy places the organism in Eukaryota, Metazoa, Chordata, Aves, Galliformes, Phasianidae.
GAGUUUGUUUAUUUAUUUAUUUUCUCUUGCAUGGGGGGAAGAAUUUUAUUACCAAAGAAAGCCUGAAAAACCAACGGCUUAUGGAAAUGAACAGCUGAAUCCGAACAUCUUUGCCAGAGAGGGAGCUUUGGGAACACGAAUCCCACUGUGUUGAGCGUGACCCAGCAUGGCGAUCCCAAAGUGUGCUUGGAGAGCUGGGCCUGGUGAUGGCUUCCACUCAGCCUUGGAAAUCCUUUGCCUUUAGGACAGGAGGCAGAGCCCAGCUUAUUGAACCUGACCCCCAGAUGGAGUACAGGGCUCCUCGCUCUGCCCAGAGCUCAGGCUGGGAGCUGUCAGCUGCUUCAGACCACAUUGUUCAAGCAUCUCGGUAAUUCCGUUAGGCAUGACCCAGGGAAAACCUAUGAGCGUGCAAUGGAUGGUAAGGGUGAGUGCUGAUCCCAGGUAAUUGGUCUCUCCUGGAGCAGCCUGCAGAGCCCUAUGGCCAGGCUUAUAUGCCAAGGAUGUAGCUGGUCAGCUCUGAGUGAUAGAAGUCUGCUCUCUGGGUGCUGGGAUUGAAUUAGGCACCAGCAAGAGACAGAUGUUAUUGGAUUUAUUAGAUAGUGAGUAGGAGGAAGACUGAAAGCAGAGGAAGAGAAAUGUCUCCCUGCUGACCUUGGGGCUGGCAUUGUGUUUCUUGCAGUGCAUUGAGGUGGGUGCAGUGUUUAUCUCCCAGGUGAUGUUGGAGCAGUGAGUGCCAGUGUUGCCUCAUGGAGUACUCUGUAUUGCUGCCCACCCCAAGAGUGACUCAGCUCUGGUCUGGGACUGCCACAUUCAUCACUGUCUGCAGGAAGACGUGCCAUGAGAGCUGUGCUGCUGAGCCUGAUGGUGGGAAGCUGCUGCCAUCGAUAAUUAACACUGGGCUCCUAUUGCCAAAAUGAAUUCACUGAGUGUGAGAGAGACGGGAUGGAGCGAGACACGCACAGCCACAGGCAGCAGGAGCUUAUGGUGUUUGACACAGGCAUGGCACAGCCCCACCAGGAUCGGUGUGGGGGUGGCUCCCUGUGAGUGCACAGGGACGCUCUCAGUCCAGGACUGCCUCCUAUUCCUUCUGCACCAGCCUGCUUCUCCCUGUUGCCUGUUUUCCUGCAACACUCCCAAGGAUCUGCAAGAGGCUUUGGGGCCAGGAGCCAGCAAGUGUAUUGCCACAUGGGGCUGGAGAGUUUGGUGACAACGGGAACACAGAGCAGGGACACUGUGUGAGCCCUGGCUGCUGGCAGAGUAAGGUGCCUUGAGCUGCUUGGCCAGCCAGGAGCUUGGAGCAGAGCUCCGAGGAGCAGGGCUGCCAGCUGACCUGCGGCUCCUUCACAGCCUGCUUCUCAAGUGGGGACACAGCAUCCUGUGGUGCCCACGCUGAUGUCUGCCUGCACCUCUCUGGCAGGCCUGCUCCCCUAGUGCUGGUGCGAGGCUCUCACCAUGGUGCUGCCACCACCCGACAAGCGCCACGUCUGCCUGACCACCAUCGUCAUCAUGACCAGCAUGGCCUUCAUGGAUGCCUACUUGGUGGAGCAGAACCAGGGCCCUCGCAAGAUUGGGGUCUGCAUCAUCGUGCUGGUGGGGGACAUCUGCUUCCUCAUCGUGCUGCGCUACGUCGCGGUGUGGGUGGGUGCAGAAGUGAAGACGGCCAAGCGGGGCUAUGCCAUGAUCCUGUGGUUCUUGUACAUCUUUGUGCUGGAGAUCAAACUGUAUUUCAUCUUUCAGAACUACAAAGCGGAUAAGAAGAACCUGGAGACAGUAGCCAGGAAAGCCCUGACUCUACUGCUCUCUAUCUGCGUGCCGGGGCUCUACCUGGUGCUGGUGGCCUUGGACAGUAUGGAGUAUAUACGGACCUUUCGGAAGAAAGAGGACUUGCGGGGACGCCUCUUCUGGGUGGCCCUCGACCUGCUGGACAUCUUGGACAUCCAGGCCAACCUGUGGGAGCCCCAGAAGAAGGGGCUGCCCAUCUGGGCGGAGGGGCUCAUGUUCUUCUACUGCUACAUCCUCCUCCUGAUCCUGCCUUGUGUGUCCCUCAGUGAGAUCAGCAUGCAAGGGGAGCACAUUGCCCCGCAGAAAAUGAUGCUCUACCCCGUCCUCAGCCUGGUAACCAUUAAUAUUGUUACCAUUUUCAUCCGGGCCAUCAAUAUGGUCCUGUUCCAGGACAGCAGGGUCUCCACCAUCUUUAUUGGCAAGAACAUCAUCGCCAUUGCCACCAAAGCGUGCACCUUCUUGGAGUACAAGAGGCAGGUGAAAGAGUUCCCCCAGAACGCCAUCGCCCUGGAGCUCCAGCAGAACUCCCUGUCCCACAACCAGACCAUCCACAGCACGCAGGGCAUCCCCCAUGAGCCAUCACCCACCAGUGAGAUCCUGGACACAUGAUGGGUGGUGGCUCAGGGCCUUGGUUCCGAUACUCCGUGCUGAGUGGAGGAGAGGUGCUGCUGCUCUCUGGCUGCAUAGGUUGAGCGUGAGGGACAAAUCCCAGCAGUGAGGGCUCUUCUAGGCACGAAACACCAACCACAUUGUAAUUGAGCUAUGGAGUGUCCCCUAGACGUCUUCAUCUCAGGUAUAACCCUAGGAGUCCUCCAAUCAAACCAAAUGAACUUGUGAAGGACCCAAACCAGCUAAUCUUCUCUCUCCUCCUGCCAACCUCUCCCCUCCCAGGCAAGGACCGCUGAGGUUGCAGUGUCCCUUUCUACUCCUGGAGCACCUCAUCUUGACCCCAAGUCUGGAAUGAAGAUUUUAUUACUGGAGACCUUUUUAUGUUGUAGGGACAGGGCCAUGGGUGUAUGGGCUGGGGGGAGGGUGAGGUGUCUGAACCCAUCAGUCCUGUGAUUGUAGAUGUCUCAUAUCCCAAUGAUCGCGUUUACAGUUUGCUAUCUAUAACAUCUCCCUGGGUCCCACAUCCCCACGGCAGGUGGCAGUGAGGACAGCCCCAACCCAGCUCUGCCAGGAGCAAUACGUGCCAAGCUGGAGCCAACCUCAUGCUGGUGUUUUACGGAUUUCACUCACUUGAAACGACUCAGCACAAUAUUUCUAUUUUUGGAAGGGUCUCUCUGUUUCGCUCCUGCCCUAUGGGCCCCUCCCAUGCCAGCACACGUGGGCACCGAGGAGGAUGGCAAUGAUGCGUUUCAUUCUGGCAUCAAGCAUUUGUAAAGAGGGCUGCUUUCCACAGCUACUAUAUUUUUAAAAUAAAAUAUUUCAAAUUAAAAAAAAAAAUUAAUAAUAAUAAUAAUAAUGAUGAUGCUUGGGAAGGCAGUGGAGAACUGGGAAUGUCCCCAGACUGUUGGACCACAAGGAUGUCCCCAGGUCUCCACUGCCCAAGUGGUGACAAGGGGCUCAGUCCCUCUGAGUAUGGCGGGGUGGGAAAUGAGGGCCAGCGGGACAAUAAAAGCCCAUUAAGAAUGA